AAGAUAAUGAGGAUCUUUUGUUAGAUAGAAAGAUAGAAAAAUGCAUAUUUAGAUAAACAAUUAAUUGUGAUGAUGUCACCAAGCGUACAAUCAGAUAGAAACAGAUCGAACAGUUUUCACAACAUUAGUUCACUCGGAUGCAAGGAUGGAAAGGAAAGCAUGAAAGAUGAAGAAAGGAGAAAGGAAAAUGAACCUGAAUUAAUCUGGAAAGAAAGGAUGAGAACGUCAAGUUGUAGAAAGGAUAUGUACAGCAGCAGUACGCUUCCACUUCCAAAUAAACAUAAGAACCGGAUAUCUCGGCACAGUGUAUCCCCGGAUCGACCCCUUAUAUCCCCGGAUGUUAAAAGGAGCAGGGUGCACAGAUAUUCACCAGUAGAUCAGGAUAUAUACAGCCCACCCCCUGGACUUCUUCAGAGAGCACAUAGUCAGGUAACAAUGCAUUACACAACAGUUCCUCAAUCCUUGGUAUCCAGGCAGUUAGGUUCAAGGCACUACCCUACUAGAUCUUCAUUGCGGAGAUCUCGACUCCUGGUGUUAGUUAAAGAUGGUACAGUACCUAGAAAGUAUCUACCUGGUGUGGUAGAGAGAGAGAGGAUUGGUAUUCUCCUAACCCUGGUUCAACUCUGCUCUGGGUGUAUAGCUACAGCUUUAGCAGUCUGGAGGAUUGUUAGCCUGAGUAAUUUAUCCAGAUAUGAAGAUUGGCCUUACUACAGCGGACUUAUGGUCCUGCUCUCCGGGUGGUUUGGCUUAAUUCUUUUAUUGAAUUGCAGAUAUUUGUAUCCUGGGGUCUCUCAUCAUCCUUGCAUCUUCCCAAUAAAACCUUACCAUAUUAUUGGUUGUGUGGUUCUUUCAAGUCUUGGAGCAGUUUCAAGCCUAGUUUCAAGUAUCUGCUAUACUCUUCAUAUCAUUACAUAUACAUACAGUUCAUGUCAGGACGCUAAGGGACCGCCUGACUGGCCAGUUGAAACAUUGGAAUCUUGUGUGUGUUUAUCCUCUACACCUCUCUGGAGAAAUGGAGAACUUUUAUAUCCUGCCUCAACCUGUCUCCAGAUUGAAAGUAUUAUGCCAUCAUUCCUCAGCAGUCUUCUUACUCUCAAUAUAAUCUCUUUAUCUUCAUGUCUAGGCUUUCUCAUCCUUCUUUCAUCAUCAUCCCAGGUUCAAACAUUUAAGAAUUGGAGAAAGCAAAACCAAACCAAACCUUCCAGGAAGCAGGGCGCUCUGGUUCCGAUGCUAUGAAGGAAAAGAGAAUAAGAAAGUUAUGAAGAAUUCACAAAAGAUAUAGUUUUAUAUAAUAUAAAUAUAUGCAGUCAGCACACAAAUUUACAUAUGAGCUUAGAUACACGUUUUUGUUGUAGAAAUAUAAAUCAUCUUCCAGAA
This is a messenger RNA of Eurytemora carolleeae, 1377 nucleotides long. RefSeq lists its product as uncharacterized. The coding region runs from base 70 to 1236 and encodes 388 amino acids. Gene Ontology annotation, cellular component: sarcolemma; dystrophin-associated glycoprotein complex. The transcript has 15 exons. Lineage: Eukaryota; Metazoa; Arthropoda; Copepoda; Calanoida; Temoridae. The record is from RefSeq and is a predicted model, not a curated record.